Messenger RNA from Jaminaea rosea, 420 nucleotides. RefSeq lists its product as hypothetical. Lineage: Eukaryota; Fungi; Basidiomycota; Exobasidiomycetes; Microstromatales. The transcript is spliced from 3 exons. Bases 1 to 420 code for a protein of 139 amino acids. The record is from RefSeq and is a predicted model, not a curated record.
AUGCCCCCUGUCAAGAUGCUCUCCUUCAGGCUCUACCUCUUCUUCAUGCUGGCUUUCCUGAGUAUCACUACCUUAGGCAGCUUCGACCUUGUCAAGCGACACUGCGGCACCUGUUACCAUGACAUCCUCGUCGUCGGCCCUGUCAAGGAAUGGCACGUCGAUCCUCAACCCGGGCACUACGGAUACGAGGGCGCCAUAUGCACGGGAAAUGGGUACGGUUUCGGUCCCUGCAAGUUUAGGGUCCAAGGCGACUUCAUUGCCCGAAUCAACGUGCAGUGCACGAAUGGAAAAGGUGGGCUGAUCGACCUUGACUUCAAGAAGCAGGGAUGCUCCGAUGCGAGGCCGCAGGGGAAGAUCAAGGGUCGAUUCGAUGGGCCGGUCGACAAGAAGAAUGUUGGGUACAUUGUUGAGUGCUGGUAG